CGCGGCGGGACGGCGGGAACCUGGGGGCGAGCGCUGCCUGCUGUCCGCGGACCGGCUCCGGAGGCGCGCGGGCCAGCAGCCGGUACUAUGGGCGCUUCCUCUUCCCGAGGACCCGGCGUCCGGGGAUGCCCCGCUGCGCUCAGCUACGCUUGCGCCAACCGGGACCCCGCAGAGCCGCGCGGCCUCCCUCGCCGGGUGGGGGAGGCGAUCCCGGGGUCGGAGCUGCAGCUCUGCAGGCGCCCACGUGGUGCGGAGAAUGCAGACUUGAGAACCUGCAGGAGUGGAGAUUCAACAUGAGUGACAUUGCCUGCAAAAAACGAGAUGACUAUUUGGAGUGGCCUGACUACUUCAUGGCGGUGGCUUUCUUAUCAGCACAGAGAAGCAAGGACCCAAGCUCCCAGGUUGGAGCCUGCAUUGUGAAUGCAGAAAACAAGAUUGUUGGCAUCGGGUACAAUGGAAUGCCAAAUGGAUGCAGUGAUGACCUGUUGCCAUGGAGGAGGACAGCAGAACAUAAGCUGGACACUAAGUACCCUUAUGUGUGCCAUGCCGAGCUGAACGCCAUCAUGAACAAGAACUCAGCCGAUGUGAAGGGAUGUAGUAUGUAUGUCGCCUUGUUCCCAUGUAAUGAAUGUGCUAAGCUCAUCAUCCAGGCAGGUAUAAAGGAAGUUAUUUUCAUGUCUGAUAAAUACCACCACAGUGAAGAGACAACAGCUGCAAGGCUCAUGUUUAAGUUGGCUGGUGUUACAUUCAGAAAAUUCACACCGAAGUACAGCAAGAUUGUCAUUGACUUUGAUUCAAUUAAUAGCCAGCCGAGUCAGAAACCUCAGUGAGUUUCAUCUCAUUAAAUCUGCAGAAGAUGAGGACUCUCCUCUUCUAAGGAGCUGCUGGCGCCUUUCAUCUUGAAGUUACGCAUAACUUUUUAAUAGCCAGCUCCGCUCAGUAGACAUCUAAAGAAUAUAAAGCCUCGAACCUUCCUCCUGUCACGUGAUCUACAUCUGUUUAAACUGUUGAUUUAGAGUUUAAAAUAAGGGGUGUCCUGUCCCCCAUGGCUGGAGCGAGGGUGUCUACUUUUACAGCUGGGGUGACCACGGUGGCUCUGCAAGAGCAUCAGCUGCCUGCCUUCACUGGAUUUCAACAGCUACUCUUGUCGCUACAUGGGCUGGAAGGACACAUAAAUAAUUGCUUUGCAUUCUUACUGGGGAUGAGCAGACACACUGAUGUGAACAUCUGGCCCAAAUGAAGCAUCACAUGUUAUACCCUUGGGGAAAUAAUAGGACCAAAUGAUGUUAGCAUUAAAGUAUUUACUGCAGAGUUGAGGGAACCCCCACCCGCCUACCCAGAAAUCUUAGAUAGGAUGGCACAUCUGUCUUGGCAGACGAUCAGCACCACUAACCCAGGAAUACCCUCUCAGUGCCUAUUUUCCUGCCAUAUGCACAGUAGUGGCAUAUUAACCCUCUGGGGUAGGGAACCCCUCUGGUUCCAGCUUCUUAUGUUUGGUUGGUUGGUUAACACAGGCCUGUUAAAUUUAGUUUAUCUGAGUAAGGAGUGGUUCCCAGAGGAGGCCCUAGAUGAAGCCCUGCUUGUGACAGCUGGGGUUGUGUGGAUGGGUGGCAUAAAGUAUCCCUCUGUCCCUGUUUCUCCAGCUGUUCAGAAACACAUCACCUCUGUUCCACAAGUCAGCAUCAUUCAUUUCCAAGGGCAACCUGCAACCAGAGAGUAAAUUAAAUCCUGUCCUCUAAGAAUUGUGGGAAAUCCUACCUGGAAAUGGUUUGUUCCAGAUCUGCUGACAAUUGGGGUUCCUUUGUGUCCCUGAUGCCAGGCCUUCAGCAACACAGACAGCACCAUCCUCUCACUGUAGUUGGGGAAUGCACCACUGUGGACCAUGUUUUAAAUCUCAUUUAACGGUUAUUAAGCAUGCUCAGUGCCUUUGUUGAGAAAUGAUUUCUUUACCUUAAAGAUCUUUUUUAGAGUGCUCGUAUUUUUUCAUGGGUUUUUAUUUUGUCUCUGAGGUUUUUGUAUUCUGUGUUCCAGGACUUGACUCCUUACCAAUAUUAUUAAAAUUGUAUUAAAACCCACCGGCACCAAAA
Molecule: messenger RNA, 2087 nt
Organism: Nannospalax galili (Upper Galilee mountains blind mole rat)
Lineage: Eukaryota; Metazoa; Chordata; Mammalia; Rodentia; Spalacidae
Gene: Dctd
Product: dCMP deaminase
Exons: 6
Coding region: 126-830 (234 amino acids)
Biological process (GO): dUMP biosynthetic process; dTMP biosynthetic process
Cellular component (GO): cytoplasm
Molecular function (GO): dCMP deaminase activity; zinc ion binding
Source: RefSeq, a predicted model, not a curated record